GAGCGGGUGUAGACAGUUGUAAACAUCUGUAUAAAAAAUAUCGUAACAAUACCAUUGAAUUAAACUAUCAUAACUAUACCAUUGUUCUACGAUUAGAAUUUGAAGACAACUGAAAUGUUUAGUUAGCAAUCUUAAAAUUGAUCUGUACUGAAUUGACAGAUAAAUGAAACUUGUUUAUAUUUAUAUUAGAAACUUCAAGAGAGUGUGAAGUCAUCGUGGUGUUGAAAUAUGAGAGCUGUAUCUUUUGUAUCGCGAUUGGAGUUUGAAUUUAAAGCAAAUGUUUCUAAAAAUGCCGUUUGUUUAGGAGAUGCUGAUAAUGAUAAUGAUUAUGAAUUGGUUAUUGGUAAUCAUAUGGGAGAUAUGGCAAUUUUCAAAGGAGAUGUUUCUCAUCCAUGGCUUGAAGCUCAUGAUUUAGGAAUGAUAAUGGUGAUUGUUGUUGGAGAUAUUUUAAAUGAAGGAAAGAACAGUAUAAUUUCUAUAAGUGGAGAAGGAUCAUGUAGCAUAUUUGAAAUAACAAAUGAGAGUUUAUUGGAAAAUGAAAGAAAAAAUUUGCAGCCUUUUCAUGUGCAAAAAUUACCUGCCAAUACAAAAGUAGCACUUUUAGCUGAUGUUGAUAAUGAUGGUGAACUCGAAUUAGUUUUAGGACUAACAGAUCAUGUUCUAAGAACUUAUCGUUGGGUGCGAUUAAAUAAUCAGAAUCCAAAUGAUUUUUCUGGAAAAUUAGUUGGCUUGCAUAAAUUAGAACUUGGAGAUCAAAUAGGCUCAAUUUCUUUAAACCCUUCUGUUGAUGGAACACCUAAUAUUCUUGUGGCCCAAGCUGGUGGUACUUAUAUCAGUUUCCAAUGUUGUGAUGUACAAGAUGAAGAUGGCGAUGGUUCAGUGGGCUUGAAAAUGACUACUCCUGUUCACCAUCCACUUGCUUCUAGUCGUAUGAGAAGUCGUAUUGUAACAUCAGAAAUAUUAGGAGGUCUCCAUGGAACACAUAAUGGAGAGCCAUGUGAUUCUUUAACUGUUGUUGCUACUCUAGAUGGUACCUUAAUGCUUGUACAUGGAGAUGAAACUCUUUGGUCUUUUCAAGUGGAUCACCAACUGUUUUCAAUUGCAAAAUUAGAUCUUAAUGAUGAUGGUGAAGAAGAGGUGAUAGCAUGUGCUUGGGAUGGACAAACUUAUAUGGUAAAUCAACGAAAGCAAUCUGUCAGAUUUCAGUUUGAAGAUAGUGUCAGUGCUUUCACUGCUGGUAAAUAUGCAGUGUUGCCAGGUAAUAAUAUGCCUGUUCUUGUCUAUGUGACCUAUAAUGACCGGAUCUAUGUGUAUUACGACAUCAUGCUGCCCUCUUUCCCAAUCCGCAGCUUCCUCGAAAAGACAGAGCAAGAUGAGGAAAUACCUGCACUAUUGGCGCACUUCCCAAUAGACCGUAGUAAUAAACGCCAUCUAGCAGAAUUGUACAGCUUUUGCUUAUAUGGCAUACCCAGUGAAUUAUUGAAGAAUGAAGAUAGGGAUCCAGAAACUCAGGCAACCAGUACAAAAUGAAAGAUCUAAAAUGUAUAUUUGUAAAAAUAUU
Molecule: messenger RNA, 1561 nt
Organism: Argiope bruennichi
Lineage: Eukaryota; Metazoa; Arthropoda; Arachnida; Araneae; Araneidae
Product: KICSTOR complex protein ITFG2-like
Exons: 13
Coding region: 229-1530 (433 amino acids)
Biological process (GO): regulation of TOR signaling
Cellular component (GO): KICSTOR complex
Source: RefSeq, a predicted model, not a curated record